UUGACCGCCCGUGGAAUUGACUUUAUCGGACAUGAAGACUGGCUCUCUUCUAGUCCAGAUUUAAACCCACUGGAUUACAAGAUAUGGCAACAUUUGGAGGAGAAAGUCUGCGCUAAACCUCGUCAGAAUUUGGAAUCUCUCCGGGCAUCUUUGGCUAAAGCAGCGGCAGAAAUAGAUAUGAAUGUGGUCACCCCUGUUAUUGGGCACGCCACUAUCGCGGCGAUAAGACCCCUCUUUGAGGAGUGGCUUGAGAGACGCCACGGCGUCCUCACCUUCCGCCUGACGCAGGUCCUCACCGGACACGGUGUGUUCGGGAGGUUCCUGUACCGAAUCGGGCGGGAGGAAACGGCCGGGUGCUCCCACUGCGAGGAUCGACCGGAGGACACGGUGGAGCACACCGUGGAGGUGUGCCCUGCCUGGGCGGAGCACCGCCGUGUCCUCGUAGCGGCGAUAGGCGGCGGCGACCUCUCGCGUCCGGCCCUGGUCGAAGCCAUGGUCCGGAGCGAGACGGAAUGGGAUGCCGUCACCACCUUCUGCGAAGCAGUGAUGCUAGCGAAGGAGGUGGUGGAGCGGGAGAAGGAGAGAGCAGCAGCUUUCCUUCCCGGCCGCCGCGGGAGACGCCCCGGGCGUCGGGGGCUACGUCGUGACCCCCGGCCACCGUAG
Messenger RNA from Parnassius mnemosyne (clouded apollo), 663 nucleotides. Lineage: Eukaryota; Metazoa; Arthropoda; Insecta; Lepidoptera; Papilionidae. The record is from the annotation of a GenBank genome assembly.